This is a messenger RNA of Effrenium voratum, 1095 nucleotides long. The record is from the annotation of a GenBank genome assembly. NCBI's taxonomy places the organism in Eukaryota, Dinophyceae, Suessiales, Symbiodiniaceae.
UGUUCACAACACCUGUAGCGCGAGCAAUGGCGAAGCGUAAAGGAAAGGCUCCGCGCGGCCCAGCCCAGAUGGAAGCCGAUCCCAAUUCCAAGCGAUCCCAGCUGAAGGCAAAAGUCGCGACAGCUCUGCGGCAAGCAGCCGCCGGUGAUGGGGGCCAGAAGGAGACGGGGGAGACGCUAAGGAUUCACAAGCGAGAGCUUAAGGCAGCAAUGAGCCUCAUUGACUUGGAGGCGGCCCGCUCUGCUGGUGACGCGAUUGCGAGAAAAGAAGAAUGCCGUGUGCAACUGCGCGGGCGCCGACAAAUUUGCAAGGUCGCCAGGGCGUUGCAAGGGAACGCGCCGCUCGAAGUGAAGCUUCAAGAGGCAAAGCUUCAGGAGGAGGCGCACGCGAAGGCGCAACAAAGCUUACUGCGGGAAUUGCAGGAGCAGAUAGAAAAGUUGAAGGCAGAGAAAGCUGCUAGCGACGAGCAGGCUCAAAAGCUUCACGCAAACUACCAGGAAGUGGCGCAUCUGCAGGCAAAGCUUCAGGAGGAGGCGCACGCGAAGGCGCAACAAAGCUUACUGCGGGAAUUGCAGGAGCAGAUAGAAAAGUUGAAGGCAGAGAAAGCUGCUAGCGACGAGCAGGCUCAAAAGCUUCACGCAAACUACCAGGAAGUGGCGCAUCUGCAGGCAAAGCUUCAGGAGGAGGCGCACGCGAAGGCGCAACAAAGCUUACUGCGGGAAUUGCAGGAGCAGAUAGAAAAGUUGAAGGCAGAGAAAGCUGCUAGCGACGAGCAGGCUCAAAAGCUUCAUGCAAACUACCAGGAAGUGGUUGAACAGCAAGUGAUGUUGAAUGAGCGCCUGGAGCGUCAACUAUUGCAGUUGAAGCAAGGGCAGCUGAAGCAAAGUAAUUGCGUCAUUUGCCGCAGUGCCGAGCCCGAUCAGUGUUUUUUGCCUUGCCGGCACCUUGCCUGCUGUGGCACGUGUCUUAAGGAGAUGCAGGCACGGUCAGGCAUGAAUUUUAUAGCAUGCCCCGUGUGCCGCGAACAAGCUAAAAUGUUCAUGAAAAUUUUCAAGUCUUAGAGGUCCGAUGCAAACAAUCGCCGUAGUGGAGGCA